Lepisosteus oculatus (spotted gar) is the source of this 1550-nucleotide messenger RNA. It is a transcript of the gene rassf6, whose product is annotated as Ras association domain family member 6. The record is from RefSeq and is a predicted model, not a curated record. Gene Ontology annotation, biological process: signal transduction. Lineage: Eukaryota; Metazoa; Chordata; Actinopteri; Semionotiformes; Lepisosteidae.
CAAGACACUGUAGGCAGUCUCAGGUUUCUGCCACCUUCUUCAAAACACUGUCUGUCCUGCGCUCACUAAUAAUUAACAUCUAUCUGAGGCUUCAGGCAAAAGUUACACUGGCUGAUCGUUGACUUCCUUUGACCUCUUUUUCCUGUUACAGCAGAAAAAAUAAUGUGAUACAGGCUACUUUGGACAAGUACUUUUGAUUCAGUAAAGGGUCUUACCAUUUUGGUUUGCAGGAUUAACUACAAUGAAUCUUGACCAGCCAUCGUCUCCUGUCCAUAUCGGGAACAAGAGAUCCAUUUCCAGGGUCAAAUUCCUGUCUUUCCUUGACACCUACAACUGCUUUUUAAAAGAAAAGACUAACUUGCAGUUAUCUUAUCAUGAGGAAGGAGGAGAAGUAGUUGUUGAGGGGCUCCUAAUCAUAUCCUGGGGUGUGCAACGGCCUAUUCGACUUAAAAUACAAGAUGAGAAGCAAGUGCUCUCCUAUGCAACUCUAAGAUCACCAGAUGCUACUAGUCCACUUGGAGGCAAAAGAGGUAUGACUCGAUGGGGGGAAUUUGAUGAUCUUCAUCAAAUUGAUGAGAUGGAAGAAACAAGGCAAGACACUCCUGAAGCAUCUACAAACCACAAUACCGGGCCUAAGGAGUAUGUAAGCAGUACAUUAAAACCACCUAGAGCCCAGGCUGCUAUUGAAGAGGAAUCUAACCUGUAUCGGACAAUGAGUGAUGCCUCAUUGGUGAAGAAGAGAGUAAAAACCAGAACAGCGGCAGAGAGACAGCAAGACAAACAGCAAAGGUUCUCCAUCAAUGGUCAUUUUUAUAACUAUAAGACAUCUAUAUUUACCCCAUCAUUUGGGACCGCAACCAGUGUACGAAUAAACAGCAAAAUGACAACAGAUGAAGUUAUACUUCAACUUCUUCAGAAAUUUAAGAUAGAAAAUGAUCCAAAUGAGUUUGCCCUGUAUUGCAUUCAUCAAAGUGGAGAGAAGAGGAAACUAAACAAUUCUGACUAUCCGUUGUGGGAAAGACUUCUCCAAGGACCCUCAGAAAGCAUCGCAAAAAUAUUUUUAGUGGACAGAAAUGAGCAAGAAGUAAGCAAUGACGUGGCACAGUAUCUUAAUUUUGAACUGCCGAUUCUGCAAGGAUUUUUGCAGAAGUUAAAUGAGGAGGAAAGCAGAGAGAUACAAAAGAUAAAAAUAAAGUACAAACAGGAAGAGAAAACCCUCACACACUGUAUUGUCUCAAGAAUAAUGCAAAGGACAGAAACUACUGUGUAAGAGAUGAAGACAUUUCAUCCCUUUUGUGAAAUAAUUUGGAAAAAGAUAAUUGUUUCCAAUUUUGGUCAAAGAGAGUCAAUGUUAAUAUGUUGAUCUUGAAACCAUGUAACAUAAACCUGAAUAAUUUAUUUUUUACAGAAAUUUAACAAUUAUUUUGUAAUUGUUAAAACAUAAAUUAAUUGCAUUGUUUUAUUGUUAAUAUGGAGUAUAAUGAAAUAAGGGGGUGUGGUCUCUUUGUUUUAAUUCUUAUAUUUCUGUUCACACGGGUCAUUAAAAAUAA